AUGGCCGCUCCUACCACUCCGGCCCUGUCGGCCUUGUCUGGCCCGACGUAUACCACAGCCCAGACGCUGAUCCAGCAGGUGGCGUACCUGCUGAGCGACAAGAUCUUCUCCUACUCACCCGAAACAUUCGACUUGGAUGCCGCCCUCCGUGAAUGGUCCUCGGGCCGUGAAACCAAUGCCAAUGGCGAGUCUCCCGUCGUCAAGGCCAUGGAGACCCGCCAGGGCGCCGGCAACAUCGCCCUCGGCUACCUCUUCUCGCAGGACUUUGAUCUGAAGAAGCGCCAUGUGCCGCAGGGCAUCGUUGCCUCCUCCGCUACCCUUCCAUACAUGCGCGCGGCGCUGGAACAACUCUCCCUGCUCUAUUCAGUCGCCAGCCCCGUCGCUGCCCACGUCGCCGCCGUCGACUAUGCCGGCGAGGAGGGUUUGGUCUCAGACUAUGCUUCUGCCCUCUCGCUUGCCGAGGACCUCGGACUGGGUCUAGUCUCUAGCGGCUCGGCUCAUGAGUCUCAACACAUGGCUUUGUUCACGACGCUCCUUGCCUCUGUCCUCCCUUCGAUUCAUAUCUACGACGGUGUCCGCGUUGGCCGCGAGACUACCCGGGUCAUCGACGUUCUCGAUCAGGAUGGGCUGAACCGUACUUACGAGGCUGUCCGCAAAACUCUGGACAACUCUCGUAACCGUCACCUUGAUGCCCAGGGCAAGGUUUUGGACUUGCUCAAGACCCUGAAUGGCGAACUUGGAACCGACUAUGGUGCCUUCGAGUACCACGGUCACUCGGAGCCUGUCUCUGUCCUGGUGGCCUUUGGCACUGUCGAGGCUGCCCUUACAGCUCAGGUCGCCCGGUCAUUGGCCAAGGACGGUGUCCGUGUUGGAGUCGUCAAUGUCCGUGUCUAUCGCCCUUUUGUCGAGGAGGAGUUCCUGCGUGUUCUUCCCCAGUCCACCAAGACCGUUGGCAUUCUUGGUCAAGUCGUCAACGAGGAUGCUGUCCAGGAGGAGGGAACCCACUCUGCCCUUUACGAGGAUGUGCUUGCCGCUCUGACCUUUGCCACCGGCCGUGAGCAUGCUCCGGCCUGCGUCGAAAUCAAGUAUGCUCGCUCCCAGCGUUGGGACCUGAUCACAGCUGCUGCUGCCUUCCAGCGUAUCUUGGACACGCCUAUCCUGCCGGUCAACACUGAGACCAACCAGACUGCGGCUCUGGAGUUGCUGGACCCCGCUACCGUCCAGGAAUACACUUUCUGGGAUGUCGACAGCUCUGUCUCCGAGGAUGCCACUCGCACUCUGAGCCAGGCUCUUGCCGCUGACUCGGCGAGCAACGUCACCGCCAGCAAGACCCACGACAACCUGGUCCAGGGCGGUGCUGUCCGCAUCGACAUCCGCAAGAGUGCCAAGAUUCUGGAUGCUCCUUAUGCCGUGACAGCUGCGGAUGUUUCUUACGUUGGAGACAUCAAGCUGCUCAAGGACGUUGAUGUGCUCGCUUCUGUCAAGGACAACUCCAAGGUCAUUGUCAGUGCCCCGGGUAUCAAGGAUGAAGAUUUGGAGAAGAAGCUGCCGGCCGCCUUCAAGCAAACCGUGGCUUACCGCGGCAUCUCGCUCUUUGUUGUCGACCCUUCGGUUACCGAAGAUCCCUCCCUCGACGCCCUUGUGUUGCAGGCCACGUUCUUCCGUGUUGCUCUGCCUUCUCAAGAGAAUGUGGGAACCAAGAAGCUGUCUUCGAUUGUCGGCAAUGCCGAGGCCCUCGAGAAGGUGACCAAGGAUCUUGACACGAUGCUGCGCCAGAUCGAGAUCCCUGAAUCCUGGAAGGAGCCCGAGGAGGCCGAUGAGCCCCUUCAGCUCCCGAAGGACCUCUCGAUCAACAGCUUCGUGCCCUUCGACAAAGCCGAGACCGAACCGUCGACCCUUCUCAAGGACUGGCAGACUGCUGCUCGUGGUCUGGCGUUCAAGGAGGCUUUCGGCACCAAGACCGCUCUCCGUCCUGACCUGGCCACCAAGACCUUUACUGUGCACGUUAAGGAGAACCGUCGCCUCACGCCCACCACCUAUGAUCGCAACAUCUUCCACAUCGAAUUCGACCUUGGCGACUCUGGCCUCACUUAUGACAUCGGUGAGGCCCUGGGUGUCCAUGCCGAGAACGAUCCCAAGGAUAUCAUGGACUUCAUCGCGUUCUACGGGCUAGACCCUGACGCCAUCGUUGAAGUCCCAAGUCGCGAGGAUCCCGCCGUGCUGGAGAACCGGACGGUGUACCAGGCACUGGUCCAAAACGUCGAUAUCUUCGGCCGCCCACCCAAGCGAUUUUACGAGGCCCUCUCCGAGUUCGCCACAGACGAGAAAGAGAAGACCGACCUCCGCACCCUGGGCGGUCCCGACGGCGCCGUGGAGUUCAAGCGCCGCGCCGAGGUCGACACUGUGACCUUUGCCGACAUCCUACUGGAGUACCCGUCCGCGCACCCAGAAUUCCACGACAUCGUCCGCAUCAUCGGCCCGCUCAAGCGCCGCGAGUACUCGAUCGCCUCGUGCCAAAAGGUAACUCCGACGACCGUGGCGCUGAUGAUCGUCGUUGUGAACUGGGUCGACCCCAACGGCCGCGACCGCUUCGGCAUGGCCACCCGCUACCUAAGCCGACUGCAAGUUGGCGCCCCUGUCACGGUCAGCGUCAAGUCGAGCGUGAUGAAGCUGCCUCCGAAGUCGACGCAGCCGCUGAUCAUGGCUGGUCUGGGCACAGGCCUGGCGCCGUUCCGCGCAUUCGUGCAGCACCGCGCCCUCGAGAAGGCCCAGGGCAAGGAGAUCGGCGCUGUUCUCCUGUACAUGGGCUCGCGCCACCAGCGCGAGGAGUACUGUUACGGGGAGGAGUGGGAGGCCUACCAGGAGGCCGGUGUGAUCACUCUUCUCGGCCGCGCCUUCUCGCGCGACCAGCCCGAGAAGAUCUAUAUCCAGGACCGCAUGCGCCAGACCCUGCCGGAGAUUAUCCAGGCUUAUAUGCGCGAAGAGGGCGCUUUCUACCUCUGUGGUCCCACCUGGCCCGUUCCUGAUGUCACGGCCGUGCUGGAGGAGGCUAUUGCCACCGAAGCGAAGAAUAAUGGCAAGAAGGUCGAGACCCGCAAGGAGAUCGAGAAGCUGAAGGACGAGGAGCGCUAUGUUCUGGAGGUUUACUAG
Penicillium riverlandense is the source of this 3150-nucleotide messenger RNA. Its product is annotated as sulfite reductase subunit alpha. Bases 1 to 3150 code for a protein of 1049 amino acids. Gene Ontology annotation, cellular component: cytosol. The record is from RefSeq and is a predicted model, not a curated record. Lineage: Eukaryota; Fungi; Ascomycota; Eurotiomycetes; Eurotiales; Aspergillaceae. The transcript has a single exon. Gene Ontology annotation, molecular function: sulfite reductase (NADPH) activity; oxidoreductase activity, acting on the aldehyde or oxo group of donors; FMN binding.